AGGAGAGCGGGAAGGAUCCCGCCAGGCGAAGGGGGAGAGUUGGUGUUCCGGGCUCUGGUUUGAAUCUCGGUUAAGUUCAGUAAGGAGUGCAGUGCUUUUCGUAAGCCAAGAUGGCCACCUCAGAAAAACAAAAGUUGAGUGUUGCAGAAAAACAUCAGAAAACAGUAAAUGAAAACUUCUUUAAGAAGGUACAAAUCGAAGGGCAAGUAAAGCUUGGAGAACAAGUCAGAAUACAGAAGAUGAUGAUAGCAAAUGAUGAACGUAUUGCACGGAAAAGAAUCCUCCGAUUACUACAGGAUGAACAAUUUGAAUUAGACAUGGAAGAGGCUAUUCAAAAGGCAGAAGAAAACAAAAAGAUGAAGGCAGUGCAGCUGGAACAAGAACAGAAAUUGGCUACAGAGCUGGCAAAACUAAAAAAUGAAAGUUUAAAGGAUGAAAAAAUGAGGCAACAAAUAAGAGAAAACAGUCUUGAACUUCGAGAAUUGGAGAAAAAAUUGAAAGCAGCUUACAUGAAUAAAGAAAGGGCUGCACAAAUUGCUGAAAAAGAAGCCAUCAACUAUGAGAGGAUGAAACGUGAUUCUGAAAUAGCCAGAUGUAUGAAGGAAGAACAUGAGAGAUACACGAAAGAACAGAACGAAGCAGAAGUUAGACAUCACAAAGAGAAAAUCCAGUACCAGCGGGACUUGGAGCAACAGCUUGAAGAUCAAGAGAGAAAGAAGCAAGAAGCUUACGAAGAAUUAUUACGAGAGAAACUCAUGGUAGAUGAAAUUGUUAGAAAGGUCUACGAAGAAGACCAAAUGGAAAGACAGCAGCAAUUAGAAAGAAUGGCUGCAACUCACAGAUACAUAGAAGAAUUUAAAAAAGAGCAAGCUCUGUGGAGAAUGAAGAAGCGUGAAGAAAUGGAGGAAGAAAACAGGAAAAUCUUAGAGUUUGCUACUGUGCAGCGGCAGAGAGAAGAAGACCGGGUGGCCCAAGCCCAAAAGCUUGAGGAAAAAAGGCAGCAGUACAAGAAUUUGAUUGCCCAGCACUUGGCAAAAAUACAGCAGCAGCAGGAUGAUAUGGAGCAAGUGAGACUAGAUUUAUAUGAGAUAGAACAAGCUGAGUUAGAUAGAAAGAAGAUCCAGGAAGAAAUCGAAAACAAAAUCAAAAAGCGUGAAGAGCUGCAAAGAAAUUUUGCCGAACAAACAGCUUUCAAAGAGUUGGUCCUUCAGGCUGCCAGGGAGGAAGAAGAAGUCUUCAGACAGAAUGCGAUGGCGAAGUUUGCUGAGGAUGACCGGAUUGAAUUAAUGAAUGCUCGCAAACAAAGGCUGAAGCAGUACGAACACAGGAAAGCUACAGAAAAACUUAUUCAAGAACGUCGGGAACAGUUCCUUGCAGACAAGGAACGUGAAUUUGAAGAAAUCAGGUUACAGCAGCAAAGAGAAGGUGGUAUUAAUGCAAUUAUCGAAGAAGAACGACAAAAACUUCUCAAAGAGCAUGCUGCAAAUCUACUGGGCUAUCUUCCCAAAGGAGUAAUUAAACAUGAGAAGGAUGUUGAUAUGCUUGGUGAAGCAUUUAGGAAAGCAUAUCUGAAAAGUGACACACCAUUAGGAGACAGCUAAUGUCAUCAAGAAUUGGAUUGCUUUAUAUCACCACUAGAUGUCAGCCUGAUUUCUCUAUCAGUUUGACAGUCAUUAUCUUGGUAAGAAUCCUUCAAACAUUUGGAUUUUUUAAACCAUUAUAGUAGCUGACAAUUUCCAUACAGCCAGUCUGUAAGAGAAUACAGUUUUGUCUUCUUUGUCAAUAAAUUAUUGAAAAAAGGAUUAUAUUAAACAUCUCAUUUACAAGACUUUUAUUUUUAUGUAAUAAUUAACAAAACACUUGGAAACUCAGCGCAGUUGCUUUUUAAAUUCACAAGUAAUCUCUAAUAAGGAAUAAACUAGUUCAACUAAGAUACAGUCAAUAUUCAUGGGGAAGGAAAGGGAAUACAUGUUCAUGAAAAACAAAUUCAUUGAUAAAGUAUUUUUAUUUUCUUAAAUGUCUUCUAACCAAAAUAAAGUAAAAACUGUCACUUAUCUGAUUUAGGCAGAAUUUAUUCUCGCAAUUCAGUAGACUGUUUUUCAUAAAAUAUUUACUUGUAAUUAUAUUAAAAAGCAUAUUAAUUAAAAUUUUAAUGUUUUCCUGUGGAUAAAUCCAACUGUGAACCAAAAAUGAAAUGUUAAAACAUUUCAGCUAAGCAUCGUUGCCAUCUUGCUUGUCUAUACCUGAUUAUUAUGUGGCUAUACAAAGGAACAUUAUCUGAUGCCUCAUCUUAGUUAUGGAGGUGACCCUGUACCUGCAGGUUGCAAACUCUGGCUACUACUAUCGAUUAGGAACAAAACAACAUUCCUCUAAGGUUAGGUCUGUGAAGACUAGGGCACACUGGACUAAACAUGGAGGCAAAACAUUGCCUCUGGCAAUAAUACAACCCACUCUUAAAUCACACAACACCUCAGGGGACUGAUAGAGGUGCCAUUUAUACUUAAUGAUGGAAACCUCUGGUCCCUUACUAAUUAAGGAACCACCUUCAUCACCCAACUUAUAUUAAGCAACUCUGGACAAAAGGUAAUAUAUGACUCUGGAAAAAGGUAUGGUAUGACUCAGGACACUUGGCCACUCAGUAGCAACCAAGGUUCCCAAACAGGCAAGCAACUUUUUUUUCAAAAGUAGAAUAGUGAGUGGCUGUGUCAGAGAGUUUACAGCUCCAAAAGCCUAAUAGUCAUUUAAUCUAGCUACCUUCUGAUGCCCGGGGCCUGUGAUACUUCAUCCUUCAUAAUGACAAGGUCAGGAAUUAUUACAGUAAUGCACAUAACAUCUUUAUUCUCCUGAUAAUCUACUGUCAGUUGCCAGAUACCAUAUCCUUCACUGGCCAUUUCGUAAGAGGAAUUUGUAUAACCAAGUAUUCCAGCCUUCUUCAUUUUUGUUAGUAAAAAUGAAAGGCCUUUUACCUUCCUAACCCAAUAUUGUUUAAUAUUAACUACAGACACCUCCAAGGGCUCCAUUUAUUCACAAUGACCAGUGAGAAGCUAGUAUAAGCAUCUGUAUAGGCACUGAUUCCCAAUCAGUAACUGUGACUGGCCUCCACAGCAUACAGACAUGCAGCCCUUCAUUCCUGAACAGCACUCCCAGUGCCCCAUCCACAGCCAGCACCAUUCCUACCAACCUCUUUCCUCUCUCUUCAUUUCCAGUGCUCUAGCUGAGAACAAAAAUCAACUCAACUAUUCCUGGAAAGGACAUGUCAAUAAUCACCUUAUGACUUCAGGCACUAUCCCUGUGAUUUCCCUGACCAAAACACUCUCCUUGGCCACCAUUCCCCUAUACAUGCUGUGUUCCCCUAUUAGAAUAUAAAUUCUUUGAGGGUAGGGACCAUUUUGCUUAUUUUUGUAUCCCUGGUGCUUAGUGCAAGUGUUCAUUUAUUCAUAUCUUUUAACCACUUAUCUAUUGGUUCUGGGUCAUGUAUUUUUACCACUUUCCUAAAUAACCUUGGCAAUCAGUAUCCCUGCCCCGCCUCAGUUAUGAAGGUUUCCUUUCUUAUCCUGGCUGCAUUGAUUUAAUUUUUGCAAGUUUUAAAUUUUCAUGUAGAGCAACCCCUCUGGAGCUGCUCCCCUAACUCCACUUGAAACAGUGGUGCCCUAGAAGAAGGUUCUGGGACUAACCCAGAGGGGCUGAGGUCUAGCACUGUUACACAUGAGCCUUCAGAUGGUGUGCUUUCCAUUUCAUAUCAGCCUCAAUUAGCUUUUAGGAAAAAAUAUUUUUGCCAAGGUAAUCAAGUAAAAACAGUUGGUACAAAAUAUCCCCCCAAAAUCUUUCACAUAAAAAUAUCCCUGGGGAAUAAGGGCUCAGUUUUGAUAUAAGGGUGUGGCACAAAUGUAGGGAACACAUAUGACCAAAGGAUAAAUUCAGCUCCUUGUUACUAGCAGCCCUUUAUUUCCUUUGGGUAGCCCUUAACGAAGUUCCCCAUAGGUGUAACUCUGCUGGCCUUCAAAGUUUGGUGCACCCCAAGGGGUCACAUACUUUCAUGAAGCUACUUCUUCCCUCAGGUGGCUAUCUUUCUAUCUGUUUGUCCAUCUCUGUCUUCAGUAUGUGUGUGUGUGUGUCUGUGCCAUAUUGGAUACAUUAUCUCUUAUUUGGUCUCUUUCCAAUAACAUGGUCCAUGGUGGUGAUUGUGGAGUGAGGGGGGUGACAUAUUACCCUCUCUCCGGGACUCCCUCUCCCACCCUCUUGGGGCCCUCUGGUAUAGGCAAAAUGAACUGCCUCUUUAAGAUACCUCCAGGUACCUUUAAGGUACCUCUACUGCUUAACUGGAUUACCAUUGGACUUGAAGUCUUUGUAAAUAAAAUAAGGAGCAUUUCUAUUCUUUUUGACAAUCACAAGAUGUUUCCUGUGUGGCACCAUCUGUUUUCAUACAUCGAUUUAAGCACUUUAAUUCUUUCAAAUUUAGGACAUAUUUACACCUAGUCUACGUUUUUGAUUAAUUCAGUAAAGGUAUCUGGAUCUUUUGAGAUUAAUUGGGGUAGGGGGUAGAGCUUUACCUUUACACAUAUAACCAGAAUUAUCUCAUCUUUUAUGAUGACCUCAGCCCAUAUUUGGUUGACUUCUUCAGACAUGGUUAUGGCCAAGUGAAGGUCCUUCCAUUUUUUUUUUUAAAGACAUGACCUUUCGUAUUUAGUUUACAUAUCCAUUUGGAAUGUGUUAUGUGAAUUAAAAUGCUGCACUAAACCUCUUUUGUUCAAAACUGCUUUCCAAUUUUUCCAGAACUUCAGUCUUUUAAGUAGUUUAUGCUUUUGGGAUUAUCAAACAUGGGGCUAAAGAAAUUGUUUCUGAUCCUUACUUAGCUUAUGUGUUCAAUAGAUCUAAUUUUCUGGUUUUCUUUAACCAGUAGCAAAUCAUUCUUAUGAUUACUUAUUUAUAAUAAUAGUUUGAGGUCUUGACACGUACUAUUUCACUUUAUUUUCAUUAUUUCCCUUUCAAUUCAGUACUUUUUGUUUUCUCAAGGUGAAUUUUAUUAUUUUGUCUGAUUACAAAGUACACCCUUAGUAGACUGAUAUAAUUCUAAAUUUUGCAAAUUAACUUAAGUAGCUUCAUCAGUUAUAUUAUUACAGUCUAACCAUGAUCAAUUAAAAUUCUACCCAUUAUGUAUCUUCCUUUGUUUCUAUGAAGUGUUUUACUUGUAUUUGUCUUGAGUGUCUUAGUAGAUUGACUACCAGAUAUUUUAUAUAUUUUGUAGGUUUUGGGGGAUGGUAUCUCACAUAUCAUGGUUUUUGUUAUUUCUGUAUAGAAAUUUAUGGAUUUACUUUAUCUCUCACCCUCUUCAUUAUUCAACCUAUUAUUUUUAGGUUAGUGUUGUCCUUACAUUAUUACCAAUAAACAAAUAUUUGUGACUUAUUUGCUUUAAAAGCUAUCUUGCUGGGUGAUGUGUUUCAAACUGGAGUUCCUCAUGAGUUCAUGAUUUCAUCAGAUUUCCCCCAGAUAACCUGCAAUUCCUGAGGAGUAGUUAACUAUGUAAAUGUCACCUGUAGCCCAGGGCUACAGAUUCACAUGAACUGUGUUCAAUCUGGGGGAGCCUAACCACAGAGGCUUCACAUUCUCCUUUUGUUUCUAACCCUACUCCAGAAUGAACCAACAGAAAAGGGUGACAUUAUGGAACUAUUUCUCUGGGUACCUGCCACUCAACUCAUUAAUUCUAGAACUCAUAAACUCUUGAACUUGAGGCUGUAUGUGAAACUGUCAAACCUGUUGCUUCUCAGGAACUCUACUUUCUCUGGAUUGCUGCCUGGGGAAUUAAAAAUCCUCUACGAGGUAGGUUGGCAUUCAGGGAUCUUUACUCUUACACUGAGUGCAGCAAACACAUCUAGCUCUCACUGCCAUGUUCUUCUGCUAUGGGUUGACAUUGUUGGGGGGUAAGAAAGAGAGAGGAGAAGAAAUUCCCUCCUCCACUAUAUUCUGGUCUGAAAGUCCAAGGAGAGAAAUUGCAUGAAAAAGGGACUUGGGGGUGGCCCAGUCUAUAUUUCACUCUUAAAAGACCACAGGAAAGGCAGUUCCUGUGAAAAAAGUCUAUUCGCUUGAACCUUAGACAACCAUCAAGAGGCAGUCCCAGUGACUGGGGACCAAUCAGUGGAAUUCCCUGUGUCCUUUCCCUAAAGGGCUAUGGUCCAAGUCUGGCUCCAUGGAAGGUGUUCCUCCCUUCUGACAAAGGCCUUUGUUCUAUAAUCUCAAAUUAACUAGUAGAACUCAUCAGACUGAUGAGAGGUUCUCCCCAUUAUAUUAACAUAAGAAAUUUGUAUUUUUAUUGGGAUGUUAAAAUAACUUAGAAAUUUAAAUAAGUGCUGUAAUUUGAUGAUGGACUAGCUUUGAAGGAGA
This is a messenger RNA of Vombatus ursinus (common wombat), 6378 nucleotides long. RefSeq names its product meiosis specific nuclear structural 1 (gene MNS1). Gene Ontology annotation, biological process: cilium organization. Gene Ontology annotation, cellular component: motile cilium. Bases 111 to 1601 code for a protein of 496 amino acids. The record is from RefSeq and is a predicted model, not a curated record. Lineage: Eukaryota; Metazoa; Chordata; Mammalia; Diprotodontia; Vombatidae. The transcript has 10 exons.